This is a messenger RNA of Striga hermonthica, 288 nucleotides long. The record is from the annotation of a GenBank genome assembly. NCBI's taxonomy places the organism in Eukaryota, Viridiplantae, Streptophyta, Magnoliopsida, Lamiales, Orobanchaceae.
UUGAUGGGGAUCUGCGCUGCAGACUUGAUCACGAGGGGAAGGACUCAUCUUGAUCGACGACUUACUGAUGCAAAGAAAUUGAUGAUUAAGAUUUUCAGAGUUCAGUUAAGACGAGAAUUUUAUGGGGAUUGUCCGGGAGUUCGAGCUGAUGGGAGCUCAGAUUUCAGUGAUGAAAUUGGCAAGGAACUGAGCCGAAUGAGUGCAGAAGCAGGGCUAAGUUUCCCACUGAUGUCUGACGAGAAGAUCAGGUACUUCAAUAUCAUCAUCGAGCGACAACUGACUUACUCG